Messenger RNA from Hibiscus syriacus, 1218 nucleotides. RefSeq names its product zinc finger protein CONSTANS-LIKE 16-like. The transcript is spliced from 2 exons. The coding region runs from base 3 to 1202 and encodes 399 amino acids. Gene Ontology annotation, cellular component: nucleus. Gene Ontology annotation, biological process: regulation of DNA-templated transcription. The record is from RefSeq and is a predicted model, not a curated record. Gene Ontology annotation, molecular function: protein binding; zinc ion binding. NCBI's taxonomy places the organism in Eukaryota, Viridiplantae, Streptophyta, Magnoliopsida, Malvales, Malvaceae.
AGAUGGCGAACGCGGUUGUUGCUAGAAACGUUAGAGCUUGUGAUAGCUGUAUAAAGAAACGUGCACGUUGGUACUGUACUGCCGACGAUGCUUUUCUUUGCCAGGCCUGUGAUUCGUCGGUUCAUUCGGCGAAUCCGCUUGCUCUUAGACACAAAAGAGUUCGCCUGAAUACUGAUUCUGUUAAGUCCUCCGGCGAUGAUGAAGUUGUUCCGCUGGAGAGGUUUUCACCGUCGUGGGAUCGAGGGUUUACGAAGAAGGCAAGAACAAGGCGACCCGUUCAUACGAGAAGGAAGAACAACCAGGUUCCUGUUGUGCCGGAAGUCGGGAACGAUGAGGUAUCACAUGAAGAGAAUGAAGAGGAGCAGUUGCUUUAUAGGGUGCCCAUUUUUGAUCCGUUUGUUGCUGAAUUAUGCACUUCGACGACGUCGAAUGAUGCAGCCGUGAGUGCGGUGGGAAACGACGUUGAAACGGCGGAUGCUACCACCGCGACCGAGUCCAAAGCUAUCUUGGGUUUUAAUGGACAAGAUGUGGAUUGCACGCAUGGGUUUUUCCCUUCCGAGAUGGAUCUUGCGGAGUUUGCCGCCGACGUCGAGAGUUUGCUCGGUAAGGGCCUCGAGAACGAGUCAUUCGCAAUGGAGGAGCUGGGGCUAAUCGACUCCAAAGAGGAUUUUAGAGAGUGUUCUUUGGGGAACAGUAAAGUCAAGGUUGAAGAUGAAGCGAGUUUCGAAGCCGGUAUGGCGAGAGAACCGUUUGAGGUAAGCUUCAACUAUGAUUCUCCGGCAAGCUGUGGCGGCGACGAGUUCGUAAAGCAAGAAGCGGCUACACUGAAGAAGAAGAAGAAAACACUUUUGAGCCUAAACUAUGAAGCUAUAAUCUCAGCCUGGGCAUCUCAAGGCUCCCCAUGGACGUCCGGCGGCCGACCAGAUUUCGACCCCGACGAAUGCUGGCCUGAUUGCACGGGAAAUGGUGGAACAGAGGUUCACCAUAACUAUAGUGGUUUGAUCGGGCAAACGCCGGCAAUGGGGGACGGAGGAAGAGAAGCGAGGGUGUCGAGAUACAGAGAGAAGAGGAGAACGAGGUUGUUCUCGAAGAAAAUAAGGUACGAGGUUCGGAAACUGAACGCCGAGAAGAGGCCUCGAAUGAAAGGGAGGUUCGUCAAGAGAGCAUCGUUUCUUGUUGGUUUUCCAUUGCACAACAACUAGUCUACCUGCUUCUUCU